UUUAUUUUUGGUCAUCCUGCAUAAAAAUGGUGGUCUUUGAUUGUUGGAUAUUGCAUGAUAUGCCGUUAAUUCAGGUACAUGGUCUGCAUAACAAACUUUACAUUCUCCCACAAAUUUCUGCUCCAAAUAUAGCUAAUAAAAGAAAAUAACCACUAAAAUUUUCAAAUCUAAAAAUGUAACAUAACCUCACACUUUCUCUCCCCUGCUCCUCUUUGUCUUGUCCUCUUUCUUUCUAAGAUAACACAAAGAGGACGAGGUCAGGAUCUGGGUCUAGUUUUUUUUUCCAUAAACCUUGGUCAUGAUCUUCAGCCUUUGAAUUCUUCUCUUCUUUAUCCAAUUGCUGACAGCCACCUGAGUGUAGUAAGAAACAAAAAAAAGAUUAAAAAGAAAGGAUCUUUAUAGUUAAAUUCUUGACCCAUUUCGGUUUUAUUGAUUUUGAGUUGAUUAAGGGUUGAAAGCUCUAAUCUUUUUAUAUUAUGGCUAAGAGAACAUUCAAGAAUUUUGUGGAACAAGAACUAGGAAAGUUCCCACAUUUUCUGAUAUAUGCUGUGCUAGAAUGGGUGUUAAUAUUCAUGCUUUUUGUCGAUGGAUUUCUUGCGUUUUUCACCAACGAAUUUGCCAGAUUCUUCGAACUGAAAAUUCCGUGUUUGCUAUGCACACGGAUUGAUCAUGUUCUUGUACAUAGAACUCCUGAUUUUUAUUACAAUGAUUCUAUUUGUGAAUCUCACAAGAAAGAUGUUUCUUGUUUAGCUUUUUGUCACAACCAUAAGAAGCUUUCUGAUAUAAACAAAAUGUGCGAAAGUUGUCUUCUUUCUUUUGCCACCGAAAAAUCAUCGGAUUGCCAUACGUAUAAGUCUCUCGUUGGGAUUUUGCAUAAAGACAUUGAGCUAUUUGUCGACAAUGAUCAAGAUCAUCAUGUAACACUGUCUUCUGGAAGGAGAGAUGAGAUGCCGCAGGCUGAGAAGAUCAGCCUGCAUUGGUGUUCGUGUUGUGGAGAGCCAUUGAAGGCAAAAUCGAAACUUAAGGGUAAGGGAUCAACAAGCUUGACUUCACAGGGUCCUACUCCUUCACCAAGAGCACCAUUUGUGAAUUUGAGGAACGAGGAGCACCGCAAUAUGGUGGACCUGUCGCGUCUUAGAUACGCAGAUCUUAAGUUUCCAGAUAAUGAUUCAGAGCUAAAUGAAGUUGAAGAUGGUCUAAAUUCAUCACAUCUUGCUAGGGUAGAAGUAAAAGCUGCUUCAGUGCCAUUGCUGACAGAAGCGGAAGAAAUACAUGAAGAUAGAACUCCACCAUUUGGAAGAACAAACAAGUUCUUUGGAAUUCCAUUAACAGAUUCAGCUAACGCCAGUCCGAAAUGGGUUACAAGGAUUUCAAGAAAAUCACCACUGGAGAAAACAGAAUCUGCUUCGGAUACUACAGAAGGGAACGCACAUAAUGAAUCAGACCGGGACUUGAUUUUGCACCAUCUAAAGGGACAGGUUAAACUCGACCGGAAGUCGCUGAUGGCUCUGUACAUGGAAUUGGAUGAAGAAAGAAAUGCUUCUGCAAUUGCAGCUAAUAAUGCAAUGGCGAUGAUCACCCGGGUACAGGCGGAGAAAGCAGCAGUACAAAUGGAGGCGUUACAAUAUCAAAGAAUGAUGGAGGAACAGGCAGAGUAUGAUCAAGAAGCUCUGCAAGCAGCAACUGAAUUACUAGGCAAGAGAGAAGAUGAUAUUAGAGCUUUAGAGGCUGAAAUUGAAGAGUAUAGAGCAAAAUAUGGAUUCUUAAGGGAAGAAGAAGAAGGUUUUGAGGAGUCUGGAGAUGAUGAUUACCGCUCUCAAUCCUUCUCGUCAUAUACUGAAAGAUCCGACUAUCUCACCCCAACCUAUUGUUCCAUUGAUGGCGGUACUAAUGGAGAUUUUGUGCAUAUUUCACCAUCUUUGGGUGAAGAGAAUGGAGGAGAGAUCCCUGUCAGAUUACAGAGAGGAGGAAGAGGUGGUUACCUUGGUCGGUUACAAAAUUUGAACAAAAAAGCUCACAUAUUCUCCGACGAUGGGAUUUCUGAUAAUGCUACCCCAGUGGAUGAAGAGACAGUAGGAGAUAGCAAAGUGAUGAGGGAAUUACUGCAUCUUCAUGAACGAGUGAAGGCUCUCGAAGCAGAUGGUGAAAUCUCAAAGAAUGUUAGUCCUGCACCUCAAAAUGAUGGCAACAGAGAAAAACUUUUGACUGAGAUAUGUGAUAAUCUUCACAAGCUUCGUCACUUCAUAUCAUCGCCCUUCGUUGGGGAUGAUAACGAUGCAUGAGUCUCACCUACAUCAUUUUCCCACAUUGAUUAUUAUAGGUUGCUAAGAUUCAAUGUAUAGAUAACACUUUGAAAAGAAACUGUAUGCUGAACUAGUUUUAGCCAAGGUAUGAAAUGCUUACUCAUUUGAGUAUCCGAAGUACCGCAUUGUUUCAUUUUUAAUCAAAUGUUCUUUCCUUCUCUCA
Molecule: messenger RNA, 2466 nt
Organism: Mercurialis annua (annual mercury)
Lineage: Eukaryota; Viridiplantae; Streptophyta; Magnoliopsida; Malpighiales; Euphorbiaceae
Product: probable myosin-binding protein 5
Exons: 3
Coding region: 477-2282 (601 amino acids)
Molecular function (GO): myosin binding
Source: RefSeq, a predicted model, not a curated record